AUGUUCAUAUUUGUCAUGAAGCUCCAACCACUUUGGAUGCUUCUUGUAAUGUGCUUCUGUGCACUUAUAGUGGCCUCUUCUAAUCAUGCUAAUUCCAAUGUGCAUGUUUCCUCUGCUUCAGCUACCAUACAAAGCAGAGAAACAAAUGCUUUGUUGAAGUGGAAAGCCACCCUUGACAACCAAAGCCAAGCUUCCCUCUCUUCAUGGACUGGCAAUAAUCCUUGCAACAACUGGCUGGGAAUUGCUUGUGACAAAUCCAAAUAUGUUUCCAACAUAAGUCUUCCAAAUAUUGGAUUAAGAGGUACGCUUGAAAGUCUCAACUUCUCAUUACUUCCAAACAUUCUCAUCAUAGAUUUAAGCAAUAACUCCUUCAAUGGAAGUAUUCCUUCUCAUAUUGGGACAUUGUCCAAUCUUGACACUCUUGAUUUGUCAACUAAUAAACUCUUUGGUAGCAUUCCCAUUACCAUUGGUAAUCUGUCUAAACUCUCUCAUCUGAAACUUAGUUUCAGUGGUCUGUCUGGGACUAUUCCAUCUGAAAUAACGCAAUUGGUUGGCCUUAAUACUUUAUUGGCUAACAUAUCGCUUCUCAAGUUACAAAGCAACCAACUUUCUGGUCACAUUCCUCGUGAAAUUGGGAUGUUGGUUAACCUCAAGCUUUUAUAUCUUGGAAAUAACAAUCUUUCUGGCUCCAUUCCUCAUGAAAUUGAAUUUUUGAAAAAUCUUGGUGAACUUGAUUUGUCUGAAAACUCUCUCUCUGGUAAAAUUCCAUCUACAAUUGGAAGCGUAAUCAGUUUAUAUUAUCUUUAUCUUUAUGAAAAUAAUCUAUCUGGUCCGAUUCCUGAAGAAGUGGGAAAUCUCAGUUCUCUGAUCACAAUCCAAUUGUUAAGAAACAACCUGUCUGGCCCAAUACCAACUUCCAUAGGUAACUUGCUCAAUUUGGAAUCCAUUCAGUUUCAAAAUAAUCAACUAUCUGGUAAAAUUCCAUCUAUAAUUGGAAGGUUGAUCAAUUUACAAUAUCUUUUACUUUAUGGAAAUAUACUCUCUGGAUCCAUUCCUUUCACUAUUGGAAAUUUGUCGAAGCUCAAUGGAUUAGAUUUAUUCUCAAAUGAACUCUCUGGACAAAUCCUACCUACAAUUGGAACCUUGAUCAAUUUACAAUAUCUUUUCCUUGAUGAAAAUAAGCUCUCUGAAUCCAUUCCUUCCACUAUUGGAAAUUUGUCGAAGCUCAAUGUAUUAGGUUUAUCUUCAAAUGAACUCACUGGACAAAUCCCACCUUCAAUAGGUAAUUUAGUCAAUUUGAAUGGCAUUAGUGUUGGUGAAAAUAGACUCCGUGGCAUGAUUCCAAUAGAAAUGAACAGGCUUCUGAAUUUGGAAAGUUUACAACUAUAUGAUAAUAAUUUUAUAGGUCAUUUACCUCACAACAUUUGCAUUGGUGGAAAGUUGGCAAACUUCUCUGCCUACAAUAAUAAAUUCACAGGCCCAAUUCCAGAGAGUUUGAAAAAUUGCUCCAGCCUUAUCAGAGUCAGGCUUCAGAAAAAUCAACUAACUGGAGAUAUAACAGAUGCUUUUGGUGUACUUCCAAAUUUGAACUACAUCGAAUUGAGUGAAAACAAUUUCUUCGGUCAUCUUUCACCAAAUUGGGGAAAGUUUCGUAGUCUCGCAAGCCUCGAGAUCUCCAACAAUCAUUUAUCAGGAGUUAUACCACCAGAACUAAGCAAAGCAACUAAUUUGAAGUCACUUAACCUAUCUUCAAACCAUCUUACAGGAAACAUUUCGCAAGAAUUAUGUAAUUUGACCUUGUAUGAUCUAGCAAUCAACAAUAAUAAUCUUUCAGGAAAUGUUCCCACACAAAUAGCAUCAAUGAAAGAACUUCAAACAUUGGAUCUUGGAUCAAAUAAUUUGAUUGGCUUAAUCCCAAAACAACUUGGAAAGUUGCUCAAAUUGUUGAACUUGAAUCUAAGCCAAAAUGAAUUCGAGGGAAAUAUUCCUUCUGAGCUAGGUGAACUGAAAUCUCUUGGAAGUCUUGAUCUUAGUGGAAAUUCAUUGAGUGGAACAAUACCACCGAUGCUUGCAGAAAUGACAAUGUUAGAAACAUUGAAUCUCUCGCACAAUAAUCUUUCAGGUGAUCUCUCUAGCUUUGAUGAUUUGAUAGGCUUGACAUCUAUUGAUAUAUCAUACAACCAAUUAGAGGGUCCACUUCCAAACAUUCAUGUGUUUCACAAUGUUACUAUUGAAGCAUUAAGAAAUAAUAAAGGCUUGUGUGGUAAUGUCACUGGCUUAGAGCCUUGCCCAACAUUAAGUGGGAAAUCUCAUAAUCAUAAGAUUAAGAAAGUCAUAAUGGUAGUUUUACCAUUUACUUUGGGCACUCUAAUACUUUCACUAUUUGUUUUUGGAGUCUUGCAUCAUCUAUGCCAACCUUCAAAGACAAAAGAAUACCAGGUUGCAAAAUUUCAAACUCCAAACAUAUUUGGAAUAUGGAAUUUUGAUGGCAAAAUGAUGUUUGAGAAUAUUAUUGAAGCCACAGAACAGUUUGACGACAAAUAUCUCAUUGGGGUUGGAGGGCAAGGAUGUGUUUACAAAGCAAAGUUACCAACGGGUCAAGUUGUUGCUGUGAAGAAACUGCAUUCAAUUCCAAAUGAAGAAAGGCUCAAUCAAAAAGCUUUUGAAAGUGAAAUCGAAGCUUUGACAAAAAUUCGGCAUCGUAACAUUGUGAGGUUAUACGGGUUUUGUUCACAUCCACAAUUUUCAUUUUUGGUGUAUGAGUUCCAGGAAAAGGGUAGUGUCGAGAAGAUUUUGAAGGAUGAUGAAGAAGCGAUUGCAUUUGAUUGGCAUAAGAGGGUGAAUGUUGUGAAAGGUGUAGCCAAUGCCUUAAGCUAUAUGCACCAUGCUUGUUCACCUCCAAUUGUUCAUCGUGAUAUAUCAAGCAAGAAUAUUCUUUUAGAUUUUGAAUAUGUAGCUCAUGUCUCAGACUUUGGAACAGCCAAGCUUCUCAAUCCUGAUUCUUCUAAUUGGACUUCAUUCGUAGGAACCUUUGGAUAUGCUGCUCCAGAACUUGCUUACACAAUGGAAGUAAAUGAGAAAUGCGACGUGUAUAGUUUUGGAGUCUUAACAUUGGAAAUACUUUUUGGAGAACAUCCUGGUGAUGUUAUAUCUUCUUCACUGUUAUCAUCUUCAUGCCCAGUUGUGCCUUCAUCGCUUGAUAACAUGUCUUUGUCUUUGAUGGAUAAGUUGGACCAACGUCAACUUCAUCCAACAAACCCUAUUGCUAAGGAGAUGUUAACCAUUGCAAAGAUAGCAAUUGCAUGCUUGACUGAAAGCCCACAAUCUCGCCCUACCAUGGAACAGAUUGUUAAAAUGCUUUAA
This is a messenger RNA of Abrus precatorius (Indian licorice), 3363 nucleotides long. RefSeq names its product probable leucine-rich repeat receptor-like protein kinase At1g35710. Bases 1 to 3363 code for a protein of 1120 amino acids. Gene Ontology annotation, molecular function: protein binding; protein kinase activity; ATP binding. The record is from RefSeq and is a predicted model, not a curated record. NCBI's taxonomy places the organism in Eukaryota, Viridiplantae, Streptophyta, Magnoliopsida, Fabales, Fabaceae. The transcript is spliced from 3 exons. Gene Ontology annotation, biological process: protein phosphorylation.